This is a messenger RNA of Grus americana (Whooping crane), 1801 nucleotides long. RefSeq names its product coiled-coil domain containing 125 (gene CCDC125). NCBI's taxonomy places the organism in Eukaryota, Metazoa, Chordata, Aves, Gruiformes, Gruidae. Gene Ontology annotation, biological process: negative regulation of Rho protein signal transduction; negative regulation of cell motility. The record is from RefSeq and is a predicted model, not a curated record. The transcript has 11 exons. The coding region runs from base 146 to 1801 and encodes 551 amino acids. Gene Ontology annotation, cellular component: cytoplasm.
GGAGGUUUCACUGCUUUAAUGUGUUACCGUGCGGCGGGAGCGAUGUCGUGUGGGCAGCCCGAACCGGUACUGGAAGCGGCCAUGCACCAAGAUCUCCGGAUUUUUCACUUUAAUAUUGUUUUGUUGCUUUAAUUACGGAGUUUUUAUGUUUUUUCUAGCUAAAAUACCUGUUGCUUUGGGGGAGGCACUGCUCAUAUUGCCAGUAAGUGAAGUGCCCUCAAUCACAACCCCCCCCCGCCCUAAACCUAAAACCCAAGCCCAGGAGGAGAAGAUGGAGGAAGCAGAAGAGGAUGACAUGACAUGUGGAGACUUGGGAAAUGGACUUGGGAGAAGACCUGGAGGUGUUUAUGAAGGGGAAAAUUUACAAAACUCCUCUUCAUUUAGAUCUAGGAAGGGGUCUGGAAAGGUCUGCAGUUCUCUCUUUUCAGCAAGGAGAGUGGAAGAAAGUGAUGCUGCAGCUCUUCCCAUUUCCGAAAGAAACAGUUUCUACAACGGAUCAUCCAAAAAGCCUGUUGCUAGUUCCACACGACAAAAUAGCUGCGAGUCUAAUGCUGAAAUGUCAAAUGAAGAACUAAAGCAACGACUUCAGGAAGCUCUAGAGGAAGUUGAAAUUUUGAAAGUUGAGCUUGAAGCAUCUCAAAGACAGCUUGAAGGAAAAGAUGAAGCCCUAAGAAUUCUGCAGAGCAUGGCAGUAUUUAAUAAAGCCACUAGUCAUACAAAAGCAAUGCUUCAAAAAACUGAGGAAGAAAAGAGAACUUUAGAAAAGGAAAUCAAUAUUUUGCAAUGGGAAAUUGAAUUUGAUCAGGAUAGAUUUAAAAACAUAGAAGACACAUGGACAGAAAAAUAUGACAGGAUAUAUUGUGAAAAUGCAGCUCUUAAGGAAGCACUGAAACUGAGAACAGAAGAAGUUAAAACACUUAAAGCUGAAAAUGCAAUCCUGAAUCAGCAGUGCUUGGAAUUUCUUGCAAUGCUAGAUGUGAAACAACAGAAAAUUGUUCAGGAAAACAUGUCCUUGAAUAAAAGUGACAUUACAGAUUUUACAGGUCUUGAACUGGCAGUUCUUGGAGCCUGCACCUGCAACACUUCUGGAGGGCAACCUUGUCCCUGCGCUAAAAUGGCAGCUGUAACUCGAAAGCAGCUCCUUCAGCUCAAGCAAGAGAUGGAAAAUCUGAAGAAGAGUAAAGAUGAAGCUUAUGUAAUGGCAGAUGCCUUCAGAAUUGCAUUUGAGCAGCAGCUAAUGCAGAGGAAGGACCAAGCCCUGAGGCUUGCAGAAGUGAUAAAGAUUAAGAAGGAAACGAAAUUUAUAAACUGGAGACGUCUGAAAGACGAUGGACGUGUCAAGUUACAAGGGAACAAGAACAGUCUGGGUCAAAAGCUAGCAGGCCUGCUGUCAUCCCAUGUGGACUGUAGGAAGGUUGAAGAGCUGGACAAUCCUCAUGAAAUCCUGAAGAUGUUAAUAGAUUUGGUAAACGACAAAGAGGAGGCUCUGGCUCAUCAAAGAAAGGUUAGUUACAUGCUAGCUCGUGCAAUGGAGAUGAAGGAGGAUGUUUUGGAACAGGAUAGUGGAAGUGGCAUGCUGGGGAGUCAUCAGUACAAAGCCCAAGGGUUAUGGGGCCCCAUACACGCCUGCCGCCAAAACCUCUGUUCUCCAAACAGCGUUUCUCCAGUUCCCAGUGCAAAACCAGUUGAAAAUACAGUAAAAGUGCUUCGAAAAUCACGCUCCUGGCCACCCGAGACUACACACUAUGAAGAAAGUAAUCCACGAGUCAAAUCAGACAAAACUGUAGUCAUCUCUAUAUAG